CGCGGGUGCCCGGGGCCACUCGGAGCCCGGCGGCGGCGGCGAGUGGGGCGGCGGCAGGCUGGCAUUGCAGGUGUCUUAAAACAUCCUCAUCUGGGGAAAGUUGUUGCUCCGGCCUUUCCCUCUCCUGCUGCUCAGGGACACUUUGCUCACGAUUUGUGUGAAAUCCCCACUGUGUCACUGGGUGGACACCUCCCCGGACCCCCCCCGGACCUUCAAACCUUCUCCAGCGAUCACAUGGUGGCAAGGUCCGGGGCUUAUGCGAGGAGACCAUGACCACUGAUGAGGGCACCAAGAGCGAAGGGGAGGUGCAGGCAGCGGCGGCUCUCGCCGAGCGCGGGGAGGACAUCACGCCGGCUCGAGACCGAGGGGUCCUGAAGAUCAUUAAACGACCCGGGAGCGAAGAUGAGUCCCCCAUGAUCGGGGACAAGGUUUAUGUCCACUACAAAGGCAAACUGGCCAACGGUAAAAAAUUUGACUCCAGCCGCGAUCGGAACGAGCCCUUUGUCUUCAGCCUGGGCAAGGGUCAGGUAAUCAAGGCGUGGGACAUCGGGGUGGCUACCAUGAAGAAGGGAGAGAUCUGCUACUUGCUCUGCAAACCCGAGUACGCAUACGGCUCUGCUGGCAGUGCCCCCAAAAUCCCCUCCAACGCCACCCUCUUUUUUGAGGUCGAGCUGCUUGACUUCAAAGGCGAGGACCUGUUUGAAGAUGGAGGGAUAAUCCGGCGGAUCAAGAGGAAGGGAGAAGGUUAUUCCAACCCUAACGAAGGUGCUACAGUGGAAAUUCACCUGGAGGGUUUCUGCGGUGGCACCAGGUUCGACUGCAAAGACGUGAAGUUCGUCGUGGGCGAAGGGGAGGACCACGACAUCCCCAUCGGCAUCGACAAAGCCCUGGAGAAGAUGCAGAGGGGAGAGCACUGCGUCCUCUACCUCGGGCCACGGUACGGCUUUGGCGAGGCGGGGAAGCCGAAAUACGGCAUCCAGGCGAACGCGGAGCUGGUGUACGAGGUUACACUGAAAAGCUUUGAAAAGGCCAAGGAGUCGUGGGAGAUGGACACCAAGGAGAAGCUGGAGCAAGCCGCCAUCGUCAAGGAGAAAGGCACGAUGUACUUCAAGGAAGGCAAAUACCUGCAGGCAGUGAUUCAGUAUGGGAAGAUUGUGUCCUGGCUGGAAAUGGAGUACGGCUUGUCUGAGAAAGAGUCGAAAGCCUCCGACUCCUUCCUUCUGGCUGCCUUCCUCAACCUGGCCAUGUGCUACCUGAAGCUGCGAGAGUACGCCAAAGCUGUCGAGUGCUGUGAUAAGGCUCUAGGACUGGACCAGGACAACGAGAAGGGCUUGUACCGGAGGGGCGAAGCCAGGUUAUUGAUGAAUGAGUUCGAGCUGGCAAAAUGUGACUUUCAAAAAGUUCUGGAAGUAAAUCCACAGAACAAGGCAGCGAAAUCCCAGAUCUCUGUCUGCCAGAAGAAAACGAAGGAACACAACGAGCGGGACCGGAGGAUCUACGCCAACAUGUUCACAAAGUUUGCGGAGAGGGAUGCAAAGGAAGCAGCUAGCAAAUCCGGGGCUGAAAAAGCAGCGGAGAAAGCAGCCUGUGAAAAAGGACCGAAAACUCCCGGUGCUGAAGAUGAAGAGGCUGAAGGACAUGUAUGAUGGAGGAGGAGGGGAAGGAAAAGCCUCCUGCCCUUGGCCCACGCAGAAAAAGGUUGCUGCCAGACCUCGGGACUCGCCAGUGUUUUCUUGUAAAGCUUGUUACAGUUUGUGUGAUUGUGGAAGCAAAAAGCGCCUCGCGAAGAAAAACGAACCCCAUCCUGCUGCCCUGGGCACACUCGGGGGCAGAGCGGGAGCGGCGGGACGCCGUGGGACCACCGCACGUGGAACAAAUAGCUUUUAAACGGAGAGAAAGAGAAAAAAAAAAAAAAAAAAAAACAAAAACCCAAAACAAAAAUAAAUAAAAAUUGAAACUCUUGGCUUUUGGGAGGUUUCCGUAGACAGCUCGUCCCGGCCCCCUUGGCUUCAUGUCAGCUGUCGGCGCAGCAUCCCAGAGAUGAGCUGGGAUGUGGGAGAUGCUCCUCGUCCGCUGCAGUGCUGCCUCUGGUUGUAUCCGCCACGCGACCGCGCUGCUCAGCACCGGUGCCAGCACCGGGUGCCGCGGCGGUUCCGCCAGCCCCGGGCGCGGAGGGGAAUGCCGGCGGCACGGGCACGGUGAGCUGCUGCAGCCCGGAGCCCCCGGCGGCUCCUCGCCCAGGGGUGCUCGCUGGGGGCUGCGGGGAAAUUGGUUUUCUCUUGCCUGUGGCCGAAAGGGUUGGGGUGCGGAGCCAGGCGUGAAGGUGAGGAGCCACGUCACCUCCGCUGCAGCCCCUCGGUGCAGGGAUGUAAUUCACCUUCAAAAACAACGUUUUGGGGGGGCGAUUUUAUCUUUUGAAGAAGCUGGUUUCUGUUCCCUCGGAGAGCAGCAGCCUCCUGUCCAGCUCCGCUGCUCGCAGGCGCUCAAUCCACAGCCUGCGCCCCAUCCCUCGGCUCCCAUCGUUAAAUGGGAGUUUUAUUGCUUAUUCGGGGUCGAUAUGGGGGGGGGGGGGGAAA
Molecule: messenger RNA, 2576 nt
Organism: Tyto alba (common barn owl)
Lineage: Eukaryota; Metazoa; Chordata; Aves; Strigiformes; Tytonidae
Gene: FKBP5
Product: FKBP prolyl isomerase 5
Exons: 13
Coding region: 270-1646 (458 amino acids)
Molecular function (GO): peptidyl-prolyl cis-trans isomerase activity; protein binding
Source: RefSeq, a predicted model, not a curated record